UUCUAUUGACAAGACGAAAAUUAACAUAACCUCAAAAGUAAAAUAUCAACAAACAAAUAUUCCUAACAAACUUCAACGUCGAUUUGUAAUCAGAAAAUUGUAUUUUUUUCCUAAAUUUAACAUGAGUAAAGAAAAGGAGAAAAAAAUUGAAAAGGAUUUUCUUAAAAAUUGGUCACCAUACGCAAAAGUAUACGACCCAUUAAAAAUUGGAUCAAUUGAUGGAACUGAUACAGAGCCACAUGAUCGAGCAAUUGUUCGAGCUAUUAAUUCAGAAUAUUACCCAAACAGACACGUUAAAGGUCGCCCAGAAAAUACAAUAUUUGUAGCGCGUUUAAGUCCAAAAACUACAAAGGAUACAAUUAAAGUAUUAUUUUCUGAGUAUGGUAAAAUUCAUCGGUUUCGUUUAGUUCGAGAUAUUGUAACUGGAACUCCUAAAGGCUAUGCAUUUAUUGAAUACGAACAAGAAAGUUCAGCUGAAGAAGCUUAUAAGAAAUUAAAUAAAUUUAAUUUGGAUGGUAAUGAAAUAUUUGUAGAUUUUGAAUGUGAACGAUUAUUAAAAGGAUGGAAACCUCGUCGCCUUGGUGGUGGUUUUGGUGGACGCAAGGAAUCGGGACAGUUACGAUUUGGUGGACGAGAUCGACCGUUUAGAAAACCAAUUAUUAUUGAUUCUAUUAAGAAAGAAUCAAGAAGUGAUUCUAGAGAUAGACAUCGUGCUGAAAAAUUAAAACGAGUUUGAAAUAAAUUAUUUAAAUA
This is a messenger RNA of Chrysoperla carnea, 753 nucleotides long. Its product is annotated as U11/U12 small nuclear ribonucleoprotein 35 kDa protein-like. Gene Ontology annotation, molecular function: snRNA binding; mRNA binding. The record is from RefSeq and is a predicted model, not a curated record. Gene Ontology annotation, biological process: mRNA splicing, via spliceosome. The coding region runs from base 122 to 736 and encodes 204 amino acids. Gene Ontology annotation, cellular component: U12-type spliceosomal complex; precatalytic spliceosome. NCBI's taxonomy places the organism in Eukaryota, Metazoa, Arthropoda, Insecta, Neuroptera, Chrysopidae. The transcript is spliced from 2 exons.